UCUUAAAUUUUAUUUUAAAAGACAGAAAAUGGUUCGAUGGCUACCUCUAGAAUCAAAUCCAGAUGUAAGGUUAAACCUUGUACUUUUAUUCGAUUUCAAGUCAUUUUUGUUGCAGCACAUUGUGAGUUGUCUUUUUCGUUCUCUUUAUUCCUCUUGAAUUGUCCGUGCCGUUCCUGAUCCUGCUAAGGUCAUGAACAAGGUAAGCCUGUUGUUAAUAAACUAUUUUUGAAGCUGUUAUGAUUCAUCCGUUUGGGAAUCAAGUUGUGUUGAAAUGAUAAGAUCUUGACUGCUUAUCAUUAAUCAACUCGAAUCCCCUAGCUUUAAUUUUCAACUACUGUAGCCUUGGGUGUUGUUAUUCUAGGAAAAUCACUAACAUUUCAGUUUCCAAGAAAAAUUCUUUCGCUACUUUUUAGAAUGUAACUAGAUUUACUUUUCUGAUCUUUUAAAAUGAUUGGCCAGGUUAAAAUUAAAAUUUUGAAUGUAUUUGUGUUGGCAUGUAGCCUCUUACGGUGUGAAUGAUACUCAGCUAGAACAGAAUGUCAACUACAUGCGAAACAGGAAGUGCCUGCCUCUAGUCAUCGGUCACCAUUCUAAUACCAAUACUCCCAUUAUUAUGUUUGAGGCAACAGUUUUGGGGGACCUCUGAUAAAAUCAGACAUUUCCGCAAAUAUUUCAGGGAUAUAUGUGCUGGACUUGACUGAAUCCAGUCCCUUGUUCUCAGAUGUUCAAAGACCUUAAAGGUUUCUCUGUGGGACCACAUAAUUUUGUGCCAGUCAACUGAUGUCAUCACCUGUUAUCUAGAACAUGGCUCUGAUUUUUGGAAAGACAAAUUGUUUUGUAGCAUCCCAAAGGAGAGUGAGUCUCUGAUCAAUGGAUGUUCUCAGCUUGAAGACCCCUCUAGCCCCUAGCUACAGACUAACUGUGCUAACUUAAAGCCAUUAUGGGUGGCAGGAAAAAUGUCUCUUAGUUGUCAAAAGGGUUAACUUCUGGGCAUCCUACAUUCCUCCUUACGCACAUUCCUUUUACUCCUCUGCUUAUAUUCUUGCACAGAGCAAUGAUGCUCUUCCCCCACUGUCAGAUAUAGCAAGAAAAAAAAGAGAAGAAAAGAAAAAAGUGGUCAAGUUAAAAACAAAGUUUAUGUUUAUGAGCUUCCCACAUCAUUUCCGGUGAAAAGUCUAGGAAACAACAUGUGAAAUGAAUUUUUACAUAUUUUUAAGGUCUUGCUUUUUUCUUUCAUUUUCCAUCACAGUUUGUCAAUAAUCUUGGUCUGAAGCCAAGUUGGAGUUUUGUUGAUGUCAUUGGCCUGGACCCUGAAUUACUGGCAAUGAUACCACAGCCAGCUUGCGCCCUUUUGCUUCUCUUUCCAACAAGUGACAAGGUACUGUUUCACUUUUCAGUUUAACAAAACAACAACAAUUUUGCAUGGUUCGUUCUCUUAUCAUCUAUAGAAAUGUCUGUCCAAAUGUGCAAAACACAAGUGAAACCACAAGGCAAAUGGUUUCACUGAGUAGUUUUUUAAUCAUUAGCAUCAUUUCUAUGGUUGAUAAGAUCACAGACCAAAGAAAAAUGUUGUUGACUUGUUUGUUUGUUUUUGCAUGCACGAAAGAGGAAACCAAUUUGCAUCACCACCACUUCACUUUCAUUGCCUGUACUCCCACUGAACAUAGCUCACAAUCUUAUGCCAUGGACUAGUUAGGAAAAAUCUGUUGCCACCACUGGUCCUCUUUCCAUGAUAAGUGUAGUUAACUUGUCAAGUUUAAUAAAUGAUAUGUCCUAAGCAGAUAGCGAAGAUAUAGGUCCACAAACCAGGGGGUUCAUUAAGGGCCAGGCACCGGGCAAAUUGACCGGCUGUGAACACGACUUUGCCCGGCUGCUUUACAUCUCAAAGAACUUCUUUUUAAUACAAGGAACGAUCAAAAACAGUUUUAAGUUACAAUCGUGCCCUUUUCUUGAUGAGUCUUAUCGAGUGUAAAACAUACUUUGCCGGCAAUUUCCACUUUAUUACACGCGGAAUGAAAUCCCCUCAUUCAUUAAAUGUGUUAAAAACAAGAAUCGCCCCAUAACAGAUUGCGAAAAGAACUGUGAUUCAUAAAUGACCACUUGAAAUGUAUCAGUGUUGCGAGCACGUGAGCAUGGCGGCCCAGAAAAGAACGCGUUCGAUAGCGGAUUAUUUUUCGGCUUCAACCAAAGGGCCUCCAGUAGAGAAAAGGCCAAGAGGUGAGUAGACUUCUUUGUGCUUUAACCUUUUACUUGCCUGUAUAUAGUGAAUGGCUUAAUCAUCAUGUUCAACAAAGCGAAGCGUGAUUUUUUAUUCGUCUUAUGGUUUACGCCAAUGAAUUAAUUUUCGGUGCGUUCACGUUAAAACAAUGCUCCUACCGUCUAGUCAUUGAAAUUUUAAAGAUAAGAUGUAGGCUCUGACCCUGACUCUGAUAACGGCUCAGAUGCUGACAGUGACUUUGAGUAAAGAUUAUUAUGAGCAGAGCUAUUAAAAGAGAACCAAAAAGUCCAAUUUGUGUGGUGGGUAUUGGUAUCAAAUCAUGAUUGAAUUGUCUAGAAAAGUUAUCUUUUUUUGGUUGUUGAAAGUCAUUUUCUGCAGCUUCAAAAUGCAGGAAAACACAUCCCUGCGACUAUAGAAUUUCAAAAUUUUCUGGGGGAACAUGCCCCCGGACCCCCCUAGGGGGCAAGGCCCUCCAGGCCUUGCCAAUUCUUUGCCCGGGUGUCAAACUCAGUUGCCCUACUGUUCAAAACCUUAAUGAACCCUCUGUUGGGACAAUUUACAGACAAAAAUAGGUUGAGUUUGAUCGUCCGCAUGAACGUAGUCCGGCCACGUAGUCCUGAAUAGGACUGUUGUUGUUGACAGUGACUGACGUUUCGACAACCUGUGCGGUAGUCAUCUUCAGAGUCAAAGUGAGUUGUAUCACGUCAGUUGAUGAUAUUAUACUCUGGUUAUUGAUCUGAUUGGUCAAUUACGUUGCGAUGUUAUUGGUCGUCUGUCAGUUAAGCCGUGAUGUUAUUGGCUAUGAAGACUCGUAAUCAGUAAUAUUGGUGCGUUUCAAUCUGUCUAUUGUCACAGUUAAACAGUCGUCUAUUGUUAGUCAAAUUGUCAGUUCUCCAGUCGUUCUCUCGUCGUUAUUUUUGCUUGAUCGCGUCAAUAAGUCGUUUGUACAAUUUACAGACAUUUGUAUAGUGGGGGGCAAGUUUGUGCUCCCCACCAUACAAAUGUCUGUAAAAUUUUGCAACUUUGAGGUCAGCUAUACCUUUGUUAGUUUUCAACAAAUCACCUUCAGACUUGGCAAUUUCACUCAUUUUAAGGUGUUCUUUCUAGUGGUGGCAAUGGAUUCCAUGUCAAAAGUUUGAAAACACCAUAGAAAGGUCUAUUAAAGAGCCCCUGGAAAAUGUCCCUUAGCCCCCUACCCUUUGAGGGCUGACUGCUGACCAGCAUCAGUUGAAGUGUGACCUUGCCUUCAUUACAUUAAGCCAUAUUUUAAGGGAGAUAAUGAUUGCCGUAUUGUUUUUUUUGUUGUGUUGAGUGAAGAGUAGCUGUUGGAGAUAGAUGUAGGACCAAUCAAAAACAUUCCCUUAAUACUAUUUUUAAACAUGUUUUUACCUGUUAUUUGUUUUAUUAAUAUUUUUGGUUUGCAGUAUCAGGAGUUCAAGAAAGAACAAGAAGACAAAGUUUUGAAGAAUGGACAGGUUUUUUUUAAAUAAUUACUUUUAAAAGAGUGGUUGUGAUAUCGUUAUCCACUUCUAUGAAAACAGUAACUAUCUUCAUAGAGCCUUUAAAACCUUUAAAGGGUUGUUAUAAUUUGUCUACAGAAUUUAUGCAUGCCAAGGAGUUAUGAAGAACAGUUGAGCAAAAUUAAUUAGCGUUAGUAUCCCAUACUGAUGUUCAAGAGGGAAAGGUCUUGAGUCAUGCAGAAAAAUCAUUCAAUCAUUAUUCAAGUGUUUUUGUGUGGCCAUGACAUUGAUCAUUGUUGUCUUUAGGAAGUGAGUCCCAAUGUAUACUUUAUGAAGCAGACUAUAGGAAAUGCUUGUGGAACAGUAGCCAUUAUACACUCCAUUGCUAACAACACAGAUGUACUAGAGCUUGGUAAGGAUCAAUAUUUAUACCCCAUGGAGAGGUACAUUCAUCAGGGCACCUUACAUAAUUCAUGUGAUGGUGCAAUUUUGCCCAGUCAACUUCAGAUGGCACCCAGUUGCAUAAUCAACAACAAAUAUCAUCAUAAAUUUAAAGAUAAAAUGCAUACCAAAUUUUACUGUAGACUUUUCCUUGUUACAACAAAGGAAAAAGGAGGUGUUUGUACAGAGGCUAAUUUGAAGGCUGUAAAAAAGGUGGAGAUGCUCUGGUUUUGUGAUUUAUUCAUAUAUUAAAGACAGCCAUUUACAGUAGUUAAAAGAGAUGCAAAGUUCUAUCUAGAUAUGUGAAGGGGAUACCAUUUGUCAAUCGAAGAUAUACAAGAGGGGUACCUUUUCUGUCCAAAAUGGUUUUAAUAAUAAAGGGGUAAGGGCACACUUGUCCUAAGGGCGCUUUUCCCUGGCUCUGGAGGUUGGGGUAAGGGGUUAAGCCUUGGGACCGAGCCUCCCUGUAUGAAACUUUAUUUAAUAUCAUGCAGUGGUGCAUCCAGACCUUCAGAUAAGCGGGGGUGGAGGUCAUGCAGACCCUGAGAUAAGGGUGGGGGGAACAGUCUCAAUAAAAUUUUUUUGGCCCUUUGGGCCUCAGUUUGGUCUAAAAAUAAGGGGGUCGGGCCCCCAGGCCCCUCCCUUGGAUCCACCACUUUUGUGCCCCACUUCUGGGAUCUUACCCUAUGUGAUGUUGAGUGUAAUGAUUUCUUUUAUCCUACAUAAUGUAAUAGAGGAAGGCUUUCUCAAGCGAUUUAUAGAAUCUACCAAAUCAUUGUCACCUGAAGAAAAAGGAGCAAAGCUGGAGAGUGACGAGGUUGAAACAAAAUUUUAUGCUUUGUCUUUUUAACUAUAAUUUUUUUAUAUAAAAAUGGAAAGUGCACUUAGCUUAUCCAGCUAGUUUAGAGGCACUCCACUCAAAUACUUAGAAACAAAUAAUUCAAAUAAUAUUAUAACAUAACAGGAUUAAACACCCCAACUGACAAGAGGCAACCAGUUGGCCAUUUACAAGCGUGGCCGAGGAUUUGAACUCGGGACGACCGAGAACAAAUCCAGCAAGUGGCCAGAGUGGGACUUGAAUCUGAGACCGCCGGAUGGUGAGUCUGACGCACUGAUCACUCGGCCAAGCUGCCUCCUUGCGUCCUUGCGAUAAAAGAUGAAAGGCGCUCUUUUGAGCCGCUUCAACGGAUUUUUGCCAACUAAGUCCUGCUGGGUCUAUUAUUUUCUCACUUAAUUAUUACUCAAUUUCAACCUUUUCUUUCUUUCUAGAACAUAAGUGAGGCACAUGAAGCCUGUGCACAAGAAGGGCAAACAGAGGUAAAACUUUCAAAUAUAUAUUUUUCUUACAAAAAGUGGCCUAGGAUGAAAUUGAUGCUAAAAUCCCUAAUGAUCAUAAAGAGAAUCCGAGCGGAGCAGAACUGUUACUACAAAGGUACCUUCACAAACAGCCCCUAUAGGGGUUCCACCAGUAGGGUGGGGGGUAUGCAGGGGCAUAGCUACACAUUUUUUUAGGGUACACAUCUUUAAGAGGCAUUGUUCCUUUAAAAAUUUUGAAAACACGAUACUGGGAAAUGCUCAUGUGCAGCCUACCAUUCGGUACAAUGCCCAUUCCUUUCGCACAGUGGUUGAUAAAGCUUUUCUUGUUUAAUUCGCAAAGAUGUUGAAGCCCAAUGUGUUAAAUGAUGCAACCUGGUCAUCCUGCUUGCCUUCCGCCCUUAACCCCCCCACCCUCAACGCUUUUUUUUACAUUAGAUUGACAUUUCGUUCACAUCUUAGGUAAAACCAUUGUUUUUUGUUUCAAAAAAUCUAUAACUGAAUGAAAAAAAAAGUUUCAUUACUUCAGACGUUUCUUGUCUUUUUCGUUAAUCUCUCACAUUAUUUUUCUCCGUAAUUCUGGCGCGUGCCUGCUAGUGGUGUAUGCAACGGCCACAAAACUUUCCCCGACCACCAGCCCGUAUAUUUAUAGAGAUUGAAACCUUAAAGUGAUGUGAUGGGACUCUUUGCACCGCAAUGGCAAUGACAAGAGGUACUUACUAUUCACAUGGGAAAUUCUGUUUCGUACGCUUAGGCCAAUAUGGGCUGUGAUUUGAGGCGAUGUAAUUUUUCUACUCUUUUUAGCCUGUUCAGCUGAUUUGGAUAUACUUUGUAGCGUGUCGUUCUCCCACCACGUCAAUUUUUAUAGUUUUAUGUUUAAAUACACAAGAUUUUCACCCAGGUGGAUUGUGUAAAUGGUAGCCAUCGUGCUUGCCCACCGUCCAAUUUCCCCCAACCGUGCUACAUAAGAUUAACACUUCGUUCACCUUUUAGGUUCAGCUCGGUGAAAACCAACGUUUUUCUCGGGUGUUGUGUUGAACUCGGUGCAACUCUGGCUGAAUAAAACACAUUACAAUGCUCACAGAGAAAUUUUCAUUGCGUAAGUCAGACUAAUAGGGACCUCAGAAACGUUUUUCGCAAACGCAGCGAUACAAAAAUCAGUGGGUGUCUUUCGGCCCUCGUCUAACUAAGCUAACCGGUGCAGUCAACAGUAGUUAUUGGGCAUAGAAAUAUGACCUUGCUUGUAACAUAAAACUAUAAGAAAAGGUUAUAGCUCUGUAUUCAUUCGCGAAUGUCUUUUUUUCAGACGCCGUCUGCUGAGGACCAUGUGGAUCUCCAUUUUGUUGCCAUCGUUCACAAAGAUGGAAGCUUGUAUGAACUAGGUAAGCGCUCUUGAACCUUUUAAGCGUAACCCAGUGUAUCCUGCAAAGUGAGCUUAUAAUCCAUGGCACCCCUAGGCUUAUCAUUGAGUUUAUAAGAGGUUGGAGCCGGAUGAAGAAAGGGAAACGUAUUUGGGAAAGGGUCUUAAUAAACGAGACUCAGUGGCGUUAAAGAUAAAUUAAGUCUACCCAUGAACCCGAGUUUUUUCUCCAUUUAAUAAUAUUUUAUUUAUGAAGUUUGGUAACCAAACAUCAAAGAAUUGUGUUAAUUCCGGUAUGUGAUGUUCCAGAAAUGCAGUAGAAUUCUUAGCCUGAAAUUCAUCCGAUUGCUUCGAGUCGUUUUCUCCUCUCAACUGAGGGAGUAAACGACUCGAAGUAAUCGGAUGAAAUUCGGCUAUAGAAUUCUUUACAUGUAUGUCUUCACAAUUGUUGUUCGGCCCUCUCCUUGCGUCAUACUUUCAAAACUUUCCAUUGUAAAGCUUUUUAAAAGCUUUUAUCUUACUGGUACACAAGGAGGACUGGAGGGAGGUUAUAUCUUUAUUAUCGCUGCUCCGUAACCGGAUAGAGUUUUUAGUGCUCUGUGCGUUAUUUUGAAGUGAUAUCUCGGGUUCAUUUCAGCUUAGGGAGGCUGCUGUGAUUCUGGUUUCUUAUGAAACCUACUUCGUCGGUCCUAUAUGCCCUCAAAAACCUUUUAUUUAACCCAUUCCACAGAUCUUCAGUGUUCUUUUCGAGACUUUUUUUAAAAGAUCAUCAUAGAUUUAUAAUCAGGAAAUUUAAAUUAACGUAAAGCAAAGACUUUAAAUGAAUGUUCUCUUUUAGAUGGAACAAAAGCAUUUCCAAUAAAUCAUGGAAAAACUACAAAAGAUACAUUCUUGCAGGCAAGUAUCAACUCAAAAUAACUUUGUCGUGUUUGUUUUAGAUGGGAGAAAAUCAUUUCCUAUCAAUCAUGGAAAAACUUCGAAAGAUACAUUUUUGCAGGCAAGUGGUUUUAGUGGCAGAAACAACUCAGUGUUUUCAGUAACGACAAUGAAUAGGCGAGAAUACCAAGUCUUUGCUCCUGGUAUUUGUGGAGAGAAGGCAAUUUUUAUCUUUUGA
Molecule: messenger RNA, 7907 nt
Organism: Porites lobata
Lineage: Eukaryota; Metazoa; Cnidaria; Anthozoa; Scleractinia; Poritidae
Source: the annotation of a GenBank genome assembly